AUGGUGAUCGGCGUUCCAAGUCAAGAUAUUAGUCUCCAAAAGAGCAAACUCCGGAGAAGUACCAUAGAAAGGGAGCAACGUGACCGGCAUUCUGAAUCAGAGGAUACCAAAUCAGAUCGUGGACGUUCGCGCUCGCGAUCUGGUAAGGACCCUAAGCGUGAGAGAGACAACUUACGCCCACGUAGUCGUGAGCGUGGGCACGGCAAGAGCCGAGCGAGCCGUGGCGGAAGCUGUGCGUAUUCCGAGCCGUCGGAAUCUGAGGGUGACCUGUAUUGUACAGUUUGCCACUCGGCAAAUCACACCAGAAGACUGCCCCUGGUUUCGGGGGGUCAGGGUGCAGCGUCAAAGAAGAA
Molecule: messenger RNA, 353 nt
Organism: Sphaeroforma arctica JP610
Lineage: Eukaryota; Ichthyosporea; Ichthyophonida
Exons: 1
Source: RefSeq, a predicted model, not a curated record